Molecule: messenger RNA, 1612 nt
Organism: Mangifera indica (mango)
Lineage: Eukaryota; Viridiplantae; Streptophyta; Magnoliopsida; Sapindales; Anacardiaceae
Product: sugar transporter ERD6-like 8
Exons: 17
Coding region: 88-1494 (468 amino acids)
Biological process (GO): carbohydrate transport; transmembrane transport
Cellular component (GO): membrane
Molecular function (GO): sugar transmembrane transporter activity
Source: RefSeq, a predicted model, not a curated record
GGCAUUUUUUUUUAUCCUCAUGCCAUUCAAUAAUGCUUCAGAGUGAUCUCUGUUUGUGUGCAGUGUUGUGUUGACAUAGGCAGAAGAAUGGGCAACAGAAGAGAUGUGGAGAGUGGAAGCGGCAAUGGCAAUUUAUCAGAGCCAUUGGUCAACAGAAGCACACCUGAGAAGGGUGGCUUGUGCAUGGUUCUUUUCAGUACAUUCAUUGCAGUUUGUGGCGCAUUCGAGUUCGGGUCAUGUGUGGGAUAUUCAUCACCAGCUCAAUUUGGUAUUAUGACGGAUCUUAAUGAAACUCUUGCAGAGUACUCAGUCUCUGGCUCCAUAUUAACUGUUGGUGCAGUUAUUGGUGCAAUGGCAAGCGGGCGAUUUGCUGAUUGGCUUGGCCGGAAAGGGGCUAUGAGAAUGUCGUCAAUUGUCUGCAUUCUAGGAUGGAUUGCAAUCUACUUAGCUAUGACUGCUGUGCACCUGGAUAUUGGAAGAUUUUUAACAGGAUGUGGAAUAGGGGUUAUUUCUUACACGGUGCCAGUUUACAUUGGUGAGAUCACCCCAAAAAACCUGAGGGGGGCACUAGCAACAGCAAAUCAGCUCUUUAUAACAUUGGGGAUACUUGUUGCAUACGCAGUUGGUGCAUUUGUUUCAUGGAGGACACUUGCUCUGAUCGGUGUUAUCCCAAGCGCGGUUAUGGUAAUAGGACUCUGCUUCAUCCCGGAGUCCCCUAGAUGGCUGGCCAUGAUUGGUGAAAAUGAAAAAUUUGAAGCUGCACUGAUGACACUUCGGGGACCUGGUGUUGAUAUUUCUUCAGAACGGAAUGAAAUACAAGAAUCCUUGGCAAUUCUUAGACAACUCCCAGAAGUCAAACUGCUGGACAUGUUUAACAGAAGGAACUUCCCUUUUGUCUUGAUAGGAGUUGGAUUGAUGGUGUUUCAGCAAGCAAUUGGAAUCAACGGAAUAAUAUACUAUGCUGGUCAAAUAUUUGUUUCUGCAGGAGUCUCGCCAAGCCUUGGAAGUAUUCUCUACUCUGCUCUACAGGUCAUUGCCACUGCAUUAGGUGCAACCUUGAUGGAUAGAGCUGGCAGAAGACCUCUUUUAAUGAUAUCAGUUGCUGGGCUACUUAUGGGCAAUUUAUCAAUUGGAAUUUCCUUCCUUUUGAAGGAGCAUGAGAUGGCUCCUGAAGUUGCUCCAGUUCUUGCAUUGGUUGGUGUCAUGGUUUACAUAGCAUUCUUUUCAGUUGGGACAGGACCAAUUCCUUGGGUUAUAAUGUCUGAGAUUUUCCCUCUCAAUCUGAAGGGACCAGCUGGAAGCCUGGUGACACUAGUGAACUGGCUUGGUUCUUGGGUUAUAUCUUACUCUUUCAUCUUCCUUUUUGAGUGGAGUUCGUUCGGUGUAUUUUUCAUUUAUGGUGGAUUCUGUGCAUUGGCCAUGGUUUUCACCAUUAAGUUUGUUCCAGAAACAAAAGGCAGAACACUGGAAGACAUUCAAGCUUCAAUAACAUAGAAGUACUAAUGUUCAUCCUUGAGCAGAAGGGUUCAUCUAUUUUUGUUUCACUAAAAUGAAUUCAAAACUCCCUGUAAAUAGUGAAGUGCAAUAAUCAGUCAAAAAUAAUUUUGUCCAA